CCAAGCUUUUCAGUUAUUGUAAAUUUAGCUGGCAUAUUUGGAGUUAGCAACUUAAGAAUGCAAUAUAAAUGGUUAAUUUGUGGUAUAAAUAAAUAAAAAGAGUUAAAAACGUGUGUGUAUGUUAAUAUAGUUUCAAUAUUUAUUAAAAUAAAUGUGAUAAAUGCACUUAUUCUAUCAAAAUUUGGUGAAGGUAAAAGACAAAUUUUAUCAACAAAUAACUUAAAAACUAUUAUUAACAGAAUAGUGUUGGUGCUAGUUUUAGCAAAAUAAGCACGAAGUGAACAUCUCCUGUGAAUUUCAUUGAAAAAUUCGUAAUAUUUCUCUCAAAAGAAGUGAUGGGAGAACACAUGGGGUCGGAGCCUUGACAAUUUUUACUAAGUUUUGGCAACUGAACUGCAAACUAGAUAAUUGCCAAAGAAUUGUUCGCGCGCUUUUAAGGAAUUUUAAAAUGACGCAGGAAGUUAGAGUGUUGCAAUGCUUUGACUGUAAAAUCUACCAAGUCGAUUUGGUAAAAAAGGCGAAAAAAUGGACUUGCAAAGUUUGUAAUGCCAAGCAGAGUUUACAGGGCGAAUAUUUUCGUGGAAGUGGACCGGAAUGCCGUACGCGGGUACAGGAGCUGAAUAAACAACGCGAACUAAAUGCCCUGAACAAGGAUAAGAUUGCAUUCGAGCUAGCGAAAAAUUCUGAAUGCAGUAUAGAAACCGCCAUGGAGCACCAGAUACCACAAGGAAUGUCAAGCGAACUUGAGCAGAAAACAGUUCCCAGUAGAUUUUCACAUUUUGUAGCUAAAAAUACUGAAGCAUUUGAGAGAAAUAACGAUAAAUUUCAACUGCACAUUGAUAACCAAAGCAUACAACAGAGGACAACGCCAAAAUCUACAAGUAUUAAACGCUCCUCCGUGGAAAAUGGAGAUUUCAAAAGCACCAAAAAAUGUAGCAAGUGGGAUUUGUAUCUAUAAGAGUAAUAUAUUUUCAUGAGCAAAGGA
Anastrepha ludens (Mexican fruit fly) is the source of this 985-nucleotide messenger RNA. RefSeq names its product MRN complex-interacting protein. Lineage: Eukaryota; Metazoa; Arthropoda; Insecta; Diptera; Tephritidae. Gene Ontology annotation, molecular function: chromatin binding. The transcript is spliced from 2 exons. Bases 449 to 958 code for a protein of 169 amino acids. Gene Ontology annotation, biological process: mitotic G2 DNA damage checkpoint signaling. The record is from RefSeq and is a predicted model, not a curated record. Gene Ontology annotation, cellular component: nucleus.